GAGGAUGGGGACAACCAUGACGAAGAAGAGAAAAAAGGAAGACCGCAAAAAUUGGUUUUAAUAAAAGUCACAAGUUGUCAUGCGUACUUGGCAUGAUAGGAGGGAAGUGUUCUUAUUACAGUCCCGUACUGUUACUAUCUGUGCCCUAUUCUCUUCACUAUACCUCUGCCUGCUUUUCUGCUGUUUGUGCAUUAGUAUAGCCUGCUGUAACAAAGUAUCAGCUUCAGUGGCGUGACUCAGUUGUAAUGAAGGUGUCCGAGUCUUUAAUGGAUCCGUUUAGGACUCUUAUCUAGCUGAAGUUCAAAGGAGGCGACAGCACAAUAUUAACUCAGCGGAAACACAUUUAAAAUGUGUUUUUAAGGUCGAGUAGUGAAAACGACAUGGCGGACUUGCGGACUUUCAACGUUGUGAUUUUGGGUUUGGGAUUUUUGUUCAUUUUUACCGCCUUCACCACAACGGGGAACAUAGAGCAAACUGUGGUGAAAAGCCUGGGAAAUGAUACUUUCAGUGGAAGUGGCUAUCACAGUCUGGGAAUCAUCUAUGGGGUCUUUUCAUUCUCCAAUUUACUUGCACCAACAGUCGUUGCAGUAAUUGGACCGAAAUUUACAAUGCUUCUUAGUGGCCUACUCUACAGUGGGUACAUUGCUGUGUUUAUCAUCCCCACAACAUGGUCCCUUUACUUCACAUCUGUGCUGAUUGGCAUCGGAGCAGCCAUGCUCUGGACGGCUCAAGGACAGUUCCUUGUGGAGAACUCAGAGGCAUCCACCAUCAACAGGAACACGGGGAUGUUCUGGGCUCUUUUACAGUGCAGCAUGUUGUUUGGCAACCUUUACAUUUACUUUGACUGGAAUGGAAGAGCAGAGAUACCAGACAGCAGCAGGAAAAACAUUUUCCUGUCCCUAUUGGUUGUCUCCCUGCUCGGCACUCUCAGCUUCCUGGUGUUGAGGAAGAGUCCUCAUGCAGAGGAGAUGCUCUCUGAAGAGGAAGGCCAGUCGCUGCUCUCAACAUCAACUCGCAUGAUGUAUAAACACAGAGCAAACACUGCCCUGCAGGACGCCAAGACAGAAUUGAAAACCAUCCUGCAGCUUCUGAAGGCUAAGACCAUACUGCUCCUGAGUCCCUGCAUGGCAUACAGCGGCCUGGAGCUAUCUUUCUACAGUGGAGUGUAUGGAACGUGCAUUGGAGCAACAGCGCACUUCGGAGAUGCAGCAAAAGGCUUGAUCGGGAUUUCUGGAAUUAUGGUGGGAAUCGGAGAAAUAGUGGGUGGAGGCUUGUUUGGAUUGGUGUGCAAGAACAAUCGCUUCAGACGCACCUCAGUGGUGUUUCUGGGAAUGGUUGUUCAUUUUGUGGCUUUCUAUUUAAUAUUCCUCAACAUCCCAAGUGAUGCUCCUGUCGUCCUGAAAACCACCACCCAAAGGAGCCCGUAUCUGACUCCAAGUGUAUCCAUCGCUCUGCUGUGCAGCUUCCUCCUCGGACUUGGGGACAGCUGCUUCAACACGCAGCUGUACAGCAUAUUAGGCAGGGUUUAUGCCGAACAAAGCACGCCUGCUUUCGCCAUCUUCAAAUUCAUCCAGUCUGUUUUUGCAGCAGUGGCGUUCUUCUACAGCGGUUACCUUCUGCUCAUGUGGCAGCUCCUGAUGAUGGUCGUCCUGGGCUUCACUGGAACGCUCUGCUUUUUUGUCGUGGAGAGGAUGCAAAACUUUUCUACGGAUGGCCAGGAGGAAUAGAAAAAAAGACCCCUCUUUUUAAAAAAAUCCUUUUACAGGGCAGACAACGAGGUUAUUGUAGGAUCUCUUUUUUUUUUUUUUUUUUUUUUUGUACAACACACUGAAGGUCAUAGACAAAACAUUUCUACUCAAAAAAACAACAAAGCUGCCUUAAAAAUAUUUCACAGUGUUCCAUGGUGAUAAAUCAGACUGAACCAUGCACAUUUUACUGUUCUACUUACACUAUAAUAAACAGUAUCAAAUUCAUAAUUAACAUUAGUGUCCUGUUGCACAUUUGCACUGUUGGUCUUACUGUAGGAUGCUGAAAAUAACCACAGCUAUUAACUAUGCUUCAGCUCAGGUUUGUUAUUAAAAUAAUAUUGUUAAAACUAUUUUAUGUGUCUUAACAUGUUACUUUAGAAGCUGUUUAUAAUUGUCAGAAUAAGAAAAUAAUGAAAUAAUGUUCAUCUUGUUUACUUAUUAAUGCCUGACAAUCAUUUUUAACUUUUUUGUAAAUUUUGCAUGUUUUUUAGUGUUUUUAUCAGGAUUUUGUGAAUCUUUGAAGAAUAAAGAUUUAU
Messenger RNA from Cheilinus undulatus (humphead wrasse), 2284 nucleotides. Its product is annotated as UNC93-like protein MFSD11. The record is from RefSeq and is a predicted model, not a curated record. Bases 381 to 1727 code for a protein of 448 amino acids. NCBI's taxonomy places the organism in Eukaryota, Metazoa, Chordata, Actinopteri, Labriformes, Labridae. The transcript has 13 exons.